AAUCAUAUUUUUUGAUUGUUGUUGGGCCGUGGGGGAAAGGUUAGCGAAAUGUUUCCCUCCGCAUUGGCAAGCAAGUCAAUUCAUCCAAUGCCGAACUCUUUGCCUUCACAAAGUCCCAAUGAAUUAGCCCCUCAAUUCGACGUGUCUCCCUUUACUACUCCUGCUACUUCUGCCACCCUAAUAAUCACCCACCCACCCACCACUUAAACAUUAGACUCAUGUCACAUCUGUUCAGCUAUGACUUUCGCUACGACGACAACGGCUACGAGACACAAACGUCACAGAAACAGCUGGAGGUUGAGGACAGCAUAGGCGAAAUUUACCUCAGUCUGGUCGACCCCGAUACUAUGCACCACGGUGGCGACAUUGACGACAGCAAGCACAAGCUGCUACGGAGCAAACACGAGCAGUUUAUGCAUACUGCGCUAGGUGGGCUUCCCAGCGGUUUCGUAGCCUUGGACGCAUCACAGCCGUGGUUCUCACUAUGGUGUCUCAAUUCUCUCGACAUACUCGGCUGCGAGAUUGAUUCGCUGCUGCGCCGGAGGACAAUAGACACGCUGGCACGGUUGCAGAGUCCCAGCGGCGGGUUCUGCGGCGGCAACAAGCAACUCCCGCAUCUGGCCGGGUCAUUUGCCGCAGUUCUGGCCAUUGUUUUGGUUGGCAGCGAUGAGGCUUACCAGAUCAUUGAUAGAGACGCAAUGUACCAGUGGCUGAUGACAAUGAAGCGGCCCGACGGGUCAUUCUUUAUGCACACUGAUGGCGAGGUCGACGUUCGUGGCAUAUACUGCGCCAUGGUUAUUGCCUCGCUGCUCAACAUAAUGACACCCGAGCUGACCAAGGGCUCGGCCGAGUUUAUCGCGCGGUGCCAGACAUGCGAGGGUGGCAUUGGCCCGUUUCCUGGAGUCGAGGCCCAUGGCGGAUAUACACUGUGCGGACUAGCUGCUCUGGAAAUCCUCGGCCGGCUGGACAUCCUUGACCUCAAGCGUCUGGCCCGGUGGAUGUGUGCGCGGCAGUUGUCAUUUGAGGGCGGAUUCAGCGGCCGUACAAACAAGCUGGUCGACGGCUGCUACUCGUACUGGGUCGGGGGUGCAUUUCCGAUUUUGCAAAAGGCUCUUGGGCGGUCGGCGCGAGAUGACUACCUUUACGACCGUGCAGCAUUGCAACGGUAUAUUCUGGCUUGUUGCCAGGAAACCAAGCAGCAGCGCUCGGGCGGUUUGCGGGACAAGCCCGGAAAGUCGCCCGACUACUACCACACCAUGUAUUGCCUGGCUGGCUUGUCACUUUCUCAGCACUAUGUCGGUGUGGACUCCAGCAAGCCUGUUGUCGAUGCGUCGUCCGUGUACGGCGUUCCCGUGCGUAUGAUGCAGUGGGACGUUACCCCUGCGAGCCGGCUGGUUCUGGGACUGCGCUCCAAUGUUGUCAAGCCCGUGCAUCCAGUCUACAGCGUCUCGUUUGUGGCCUUGGCCAACUGCAUCAAGUAUUUUUACGCUUUCCCUCCCUUGUCACCAACCAUAUUUUAAUAAUUUAGACAGUGCGAACACAAUUUAUUAUUACUUGACAG
Kickxella alabastrina is the source of this 1561-nucleotide messenger RNA. RefSeq names its product protein farnesyltransferase subunit beta. Lineage: Eukaryota; Fungi; Kickxellomycota; Kickxellomycetes; Kickxellales; Kickxellaceae. Gene Ontology annotation, cellular component: protein farnesyltransferase complex. The coding region runs from base 219 to 1520 and encodes 433 amino acids. The record is from RefSeq and is a predicted model, not a curated record. The transcript has a single exon. Gene Ontology annotation, biological process: protein farnesylation. Gene Ontology annotation, molecular function: protein farnesyltransferase activity.